CCUCCCGCCGCUCUUUGACGCUCCCCGCUGACUCCCCCUCCAGCAGACCCUCCGCGCUACCACUCGGCACCCGCGCUUCGUCCCCGGCCUCCCGCGAAUCCGUGCCCUCAUCCAUCAUCAUCUCAUGAUCGCAAGCUCACUCAUCACGAUUCCCCGCCCUCAUCAUCAGCAUGUACCACCACCCCUGCCCAUAUCUAUUGCCUGCAUCGCGGCUCGCACCGCGUAUCGCUCGCCCCCAUCGCGUCUUGCAUCUCGCAUCCCGCUUGCUGCACCCAUCUGCCAAUCUGCUACCCACGAGCAGCGCGCCGCAUCCAGUGAUUGCAUGCCGAUCCUGGCUUCUAUCUGGACAGCCACCACUCGCGCCGCCGUAUACCCCCGCAGAAGAAGAUGGAGAAGCAGCAGAAGCCUCGGCUGGCAGCCGAUGUGCGGAUCCUCAUCACUUGGUCUCCGCCAAGGUGACUGUCCCCAAGCGCCUUCGCGAACUCGGCAUCAGGCUUCUCGAGCUCGCUAUCGCGCCUUCGCGAGCUCGACAUCGCCCGCCCACCUAGAGGCUAUAGCACUACCAAGCCUGCUCCUAGAGGCUACCGCAGCGCCAGACGCAGCGAGCGCAGGCACGCACCACCACGCACUGUACUUGUAUAUUUGUUUUCCUGUAUCUAUUGUGUAUUUCUAUCGCGUACGUGACUGGAAGUGCUAUCAGUAUCUGCAUGUCUCUGCUCCUCCAUGAAGUUCGUGGUGUUCUUUGAAUGUCGUCGAUAUCCUUCAAAGAACAUGCAUCAUGCUGUGAUCUUGCGUCCCUCGAAGCUCUUCGAGAACUUCUGGCGGUGUGGAAAUUAUGUUUGCCUCUUUGAUGAAGUUGAAAGGCG
Molecule: messenger RNA, 866 nt
Organism: Schizophyllum commune H4-8
Lineage: Eukaryota; Fungi; Basidiomycota; Agaricomycetes; Agaricales; Schizophyllaceae
Exons: 1
Coding region: 125-727 (200 amino acids)
Source: RefSeq, a predicted model, not a curated record